Messenger RNA from Porites evermanni, 6125 nucleotides. NCBI's taxonomy places the organism in Eukaryota, Metazoa, Cnidaria, Anthozoa, Scleractinia, Poritidae. The record is from the annotation of a GenBank genome assembly.
AUGGCGGACGAGGUGAGGUGCGAAGUUUGUAACAAAAUUAGUGCUAAAUAUCGCUGUCCAGGUUGUUCAAGACGGACAUGCAGGUAAUGCAGUGUACUUGAAGGCUGAUAUUAAUUUGCGAUGUCGUGAUUAAUACCACACUGAGUGUUAUUUCUCGUGUCUUGUUUUUGUCAGCUUGGCAUGUGUCAAAUGCCACAAAAUCCAAUUUCAGUGCUCAGGGAUUCGCAGCAAGACAAAGUUUGUGUCAGUCGACAAUUUCACAGAUAGUAACUUGUUAUCAGGUAAUGGAUCUUAAAAAGUAAACGGCUAUUUCAAAAUAUAAACGUUUUAUAUAGAAGCAUACUUGUACACCAUGCACGUGUGUAAAUGGGUUUGUGUUUAAAAUUUAGAUUACAGGUUCCUGGAGGAUGUGGAUAGGUUGGCUUUUUCAGCAGCACAUGAUGGCCGGAAAAGCUGGAGACGCUGGAGUACACAGGUGGGGCUAACUUCUUUUGACAUAGCCUGAGAUAACAGCUGACAUUUUGGGAUGCCACCACUGGUCUGAGCUCUGAGGAACGAGCACAAAAAUUCCGUACUGAUGACUUGUUGCUACCCAGAUUCAGGGCUUGAAAUUAGCGCUGGCAAACUCACAAAAUGUGAGUGAGAAAAAUAUCACUAGCAAACGUUUAUGAGUUAGAAUCAUCCAUGUCUCCCAAACAAAAGGAAAAAAUUUGCUAGUGGAAAAAAAAUCUUCGUAGCAAAACUUUGCAAGUGCACUAAAAAGUUAACUUCGAGAGCUGUGAUCUGGAUAGUGCUUCUGAUUGGUUGAAGCAAACUCCCUGACCUCAUGACUAAUCAGAAGCACUAUGAUCGAUCUGGGUAGUGUCACGUCAUUAGCUUGGAAUUUCUGUGCUUGUUCCUUAGAUGGGGGGAAACCAGUGGUGGUACAGUCACUAACUGCUUGCUGUUUUCUCAGGCUACUUUACUUACAGCUGUACUAUAUACUUAACAAAGGGAGAGUAGGGUAAGAAUCAGAACACUUCAUGAGAGCAGCGUGAAUGAAAUGGCUUAACAUUAACAGAAAGACUGUAAAAUUCCAAAAGACCCUUGAAAAGCUAUUCAAGCAGUCCUGAUAAUCUCCUGCCAAGGACUGCUGGCCAGCGAUAUCUUAGGGUUAAAUUAGCCUAUAAUUUUUCAUUAAACUGCAUUUAAAGUCAUUAACAAAGGUGAGUGUGAGGGAAGGUGUAGUAAAGGCUGUAGUAUCCAGGAACUAUGGCGGAGUGCAAUAUGUAACCAUGACAACCCUUUGAUCUUUGAGCUGAUCUUUCAUGUGUUAAAAGAUUACUCUCUGUAAGAUGAUGAUAUUAAUCGUUGUAAACCUCAUACAUGUAAAUUCACAGACAGCUACAUUACCUCAUGUUUUAGCAUGGGAUUAGCUGUUUGUUUUGUUUUCUUCUGUACUUAUUGAUUAAUCCACUGUUUACUAGAUUUCUUUUCUUCGACGAAAAGCUAAACAAAGUGGAGUAGAUUUGAAGUUAAUGCCAGUGGGAAUGUCAAAGAGAAAGGAGAACACAUCAAAGUUCUGUAGAGAGUAAGUCCUCAUCAAUAUACCAGAAAUUCACAUUAGUGGUUGGUCAACCAUUAAUAUGAGUUUGUGGUAAUAUUAACAUUAAUGUAUAGAUUUAACAAAGCAUAAAAGAAAAACUGGCAUAAAAUCACUAAUCACUUGUUACUUGACACUGAAUAUUAAACAGGGCUCAAGAUAUAUCUGAGACUGUUGACUGGCCAAAGAAAUUUUAGCUUGGUCACCUCCCUCUUCUGACCAGUCAAAAUGUUAAAAGUGACAUGAAAAUCACUUGAACAUACCAGCCUAACAAGCAAAAACUUAAUUUACAAAAAGGAUACUUGUUCUCUUGAAAUGUUAUGUUGUCAAAAUGUUUUCUUUUUCUGGUCGCUUGUGUAGGUGUCUGGACAAAAAGACUGGCAAACUGAAAGUACCUCCAGGCAAAUGGUCUUCUUGUCACAUUGUCUGUUGCCCAACUGUUAUUAGGGAGCUUAAGCAACCACGACAGUGAUGACGAUGACUAUGACAACAUCAAAAAAUUAAUUUUUUAGCGACGUUUUCAUUGUCUUCAUCGUUGUUGCUGCUUGAGCUCCCUCCUUUGUGUAUUUUGAGCCCUGCAGCCACUGCCUGGUUUAUCUCAUUUGCCUGUUGAUAGGUUCUGCUGGGGGGAGACCCAACUUAAAACCCCAACUAGAACACAAUGUUAUCAAUCCUUAGUAUGAUACCAAGUAGUGUCAUUAUAAAUUACCAGUAAAUCUUAAUUCCAACCUUCAGUUUGUUUCAGGUACACUUAGUGUAACAAUAAUACAGUUGUAGCGAAACUAAUUGAUACAACUGUCUGUUCUUUAGAUUGCAAUGUAUAAUGUGGAGAAUCAGAUGGCUAUUCCCCCAAGCUGGUUUUGAAUAUGUUGAUAGAGGGUAAGAAAAAUGUUCCCUAAAAUUAAGGGUGCUGUACUGAAAAUCAUAGUGCAGUCUAUGUUUAAUCAAUAAUUAUGAAAGCUUUAUUCCUGUAUUUUUGAAAGCAUGAAAGUUUACGACUGCCAAGCAUUUACCUUUUAUUACUGUGAUACAAAGUCAUAGCAAAAAACCAUUUCUUGUAAAUUGAUAUUGAACCAUAAUAUGCCUGCCAACUUUUCCUACGUGUAAGUAAUCGCCGGACUGGACUGGACUAUUUUGGGUUUAGAUUAAAAUCAAAUUUUGAUUUUAAUUCGUUUGAUAUGGUCACUGAACAUUUCACCUGGAUUUGUGAGUAAUGAAUGUGAAAUUGCCCUUUAAGCAUGAGAUUGACGUUUUCAAUCUGCAGGUGUGUGACACGCAUAAUGUAUGUGAGUUGGCAGGUAUACCAUAAUAGUACAACUAUUACCCCUGUUCAUGGUUAUUGGUGGUCUGACAGCCUAGCCUUCGAAAACAUCCAUUUCUCCUCGCUCUUUGCCGAUGGGGACGUUUCGCGUGGAGGAACGUCUGCGACUCAGCGACAGAAAUUCCAUGAUGACGUAAAAUCUGUCCGGAAUCCGGUCAGAAGGGCUGAUUGGUCAACGGAGCAGUUACAUUGUUUUGGCUAUUGUUUACGAAUGACAGACAAAAGACAAAAGGCCACAAAGGUCAAAUGUAAACGCGAAGAAUCUCUCACAAAACAGUUAAUAUUUGUGGAAUAUAGUCUUCUCUAAAAGAAGCAUUUGAGUUUUGCUGGAGCUCGUUGGUAGAUGAACACAACAAUUUACCAAAAUCGACCAGAAGACAAGUAAAAUUGGACAAAUUUACAUUUGAAACCCCAUGACCACUGAAUUUAUUAUGUAAACAUUGGAUUGCGUCAUCAGUAUGGAAUUUCUGCUGCUGAGGCGCAGGUGUUCCUCCUCGUGAAAUGUCCCCGGCGGUGAAGAGCGAGGAGAAAUACAUGUUUUCACAGGCUACCGACAGCCAUAAAUGAUUUUGACUGGUGACAACUUAAGAAUUGUCACCAUCUCGUGACCACUGAUGAUGACUGUUACUUCAUUGUCAGUCAUCACCAGUUAUACUGAUAAUGACUGCCAAUGUCGCAUUUACUUUUAACUUAUAAAUUUAUUAAUCAUCUUUUUAAUUUGAUGUAUCAUAGGGUUUCAGAACUAACAGUUGUCAAUGAAGUUCUCAGGAAGUACAUUGACCCUGAGAAGGCAGAUGCUGUUCACAAGCAAAGGUAAAACAACAAUGAAAUACUUCAUUGUAUAAAUGAUGUAGUAAACAGUGGUUUUCGAUUGCUUUUUAAAAUUAAGAGGGUAUUAUUUUCCCAUACUUCUUAACAGUAUUCGUUAACUUUUGUCAAGUUAUUUGGAAUCUUUCUGUUCAUAUACCAGCACAGAUUCUGACCCACAGGUUUGCUCAAAAGAUUCAAGAUAAAACAAAACAACUUAUUAUGAGACUUUUGGCCUUUUUGUACACACUACUGUAAUUUGUUCUGUACUAAAGGAUCCACUAUAAUGUUAUAAUUUUGUGAGUCAUAUUAUUUACAGAUUAGAAAAAAUUUGAAUUUUUUAUACCAUUUUCAAACAGUUUGAAGAAUUACUGUGCUGUUGGUCCUCAAGGAGUCUGUGUGUUUUUAAAGGUGGAAUCUUUACCUGCAUCUAAACUAAGGUAAAAUAAUGCAACAUUGGAUAUUGUGAUGUUUGAUCACAUUUGAACUGGAUUAAGACAACUUAAGUGACGUACAGUGGUCAUUGUGCAUUGCAAAGGCGACCAGCUUAAACACUUUAGGGAUGUAGCCUAAGACAGUUGAACCUUUCAUAAGUGACCACCCAAAAUGCAAACGCUUGGUGGUUGAUUACAGGAGGUGGUCGAUUACUGGAGUUGAACCACAUGGGGCCUCUUCCGGGACUGUCAUCGCCAAAACUUGGUCUCAGUUGCUUACAGGAGGUGGUCGUUUACACUAAGGUUCCAACUGUAAGGCUUUGACUGGGAAAAUUUUGGUGUUUUGGAUUGGUGGUUGCUUGUGGAAGGCAGUUGCUUAUGAGAGGUGGUCUCACAUGGAGGUUCUACUGUAUGACUGUAAUACAGUCAACUCUUGCCUUGCGAUCAUUUUGCUGUCAUGGACAUCCUGUAAAUUAGAGUACAGUUGUAUGGAAAACAGCUAAAUAUAUGGCAAAAUUUCAGUUGCAGCUGAGGUGGUUGCUUACAAGAGUUUUAAAACAAUAGAUAAUUCUAAAACUGUCAUUCUAAAAAGUGGUUGCGGUCGCCUAUGAAAGGUGGUCAUUUACAAGAGGUUCCAGCCAUAAGGUUUUGACUGGGAAAAUUUUAUUUGGAUUGGUUGUUGCUUAUGGUAGGCGGUCACAUACUUACAAGAGAUGGUCACACAUGGAGGUUUGACUGUAGUUCAUGAAUAGCGUCCAUGUGAGUUAACACAUAGACUAAUUUCAUUCACUUUUUAACAUCCUAAUGAUUUUUUUGCCUUUUUGUUUUAACAAACUAUUGUUCUUUUGGGCAUCACAGACGAGUUAAAAUUGCUGUAAAAUGAUUCCAAUUAGCACAUAUUUCUCACACUCUCACUUUUAAGGACAUCUCAUCAGGUGCUGGGGGUAUCCACAAUAAUGCGAGUUGACUGUAAUGACAAUCAUCAUCAUCAUGAAACUUACAAUGCGUGUUUUGCAGUGAAAUAAAUUUAUUGAGCUCAAUGAUUGCCCUGUAAAGUGAUAACUAAGGCCCUGAAAGGAACUGCCUUAAAUACGAUUAAAGAUGGAGAUCACUGGCCAGCUGGAUGCACAUUAACCGGAAGUGGCCUUUUUGCACUCUUGACCCAUCAUUUUGAACAAAAUUUUGGGCAAAUUGUCUCCAUAAGAGUAAAGACACUUAGCAAUACAAAUUUGGUAAGAUCAAGGCAUAUCAAAGGAGAAAAAGGCCCCCACAUUCGGUUGAUGUGUGUUGCUCAAAAACAUUGCUGCUUAAUCUCGGCCCUGAUGUCUCUUGUUUAGCCUCGCCUGGUAAAUUUGAUUUAGACACACAAGAUGAUGAAGAUGGAAGUAAGUAAGAAGGGCAUGUUAAAAAAGUACAAUACAGUCUUUUAUGGUUUCUUUAUAUUAAAAACAAGGGAGGUGAGGCUGGGGAGAGGAACUCAAAAGCCAUGUAUUAAAAGAGAAGGAUGGGAUAAGGGAACUCAAACCAAUCAAUACCCUGUGAGCAGAGGUGUUUCUCUUGCAUGGCUUGUCUUUAGUGUUGUUUUUCUUGGAGCAUAAACAAACCAACUACACAACAGACAAGACAUUUAAAAGACUUUGUAAGCGAUAAAACCAUGCAAGAGAGAAACCUCUGCUCGCAAGGAACCAAUCAAAAUUCUUGAAGAAAUGCAUGGCAAAUUAUCUUAUAGUCUGAAAUAGGAGGUGGAGAGGUAUGACAUUUCAGACUAUCUAUAUUUCUUAGUACAAAUUGUAGGACUAAAUUCUUUGUACUUUGUAGGUAUCAUAAGUUGGAUACUUCUAAACCCCUAAAGGAAUGCCUAAACAACAAGACCAUCAUUGAAUUCCCUACUUUGCAUGUUGUGCUUGCUGACAAGGCAGCAAGCUACAUCUCCCAAAGUCAAGAGGAAACCUUUGUUGCUGUCACAGAGAGUGCAACAUGA